UAAGAAGGAGUCACAGUGUGAAUCGAGGUGUCGUAAGUGGACCACAAGCACGUCUAUUCAAGGACGUGCUCUGAAUCGGCCACGCAAAUCGUGGCUGUACGCAUCUUUCGAGAAACUUUUAAGUAAAUUACGAGUAGGGUCACCGUGACCCACAAAAAGCCGCAAUCAUUGAUUCCGACGAAUCGACGGUGAUAAUGGGCGUCCAGGUGGAGGAGUCCAAGAUCGGCGCCAUGAUCGACAAGGCCAAGUUUUAUACUUCGGUCUGCCUAGGCACUACAGCGAUUCUUGCGGUUUUCGCCUUCCUGUUUCUGAUCCCGUUCGUCGUCGAGCCGGCGAUAACCACCAUUCUGGCGGAUUUCUCGCCGCAUGCUGUUGCUUGCGUCACGACGGAGCACGUGUACGCGGAGGGGUUGAAGAACUGUUCGUGGGCGAGCUGCAGAGAAGGUUGUACGAGCGCUGCGCUUCGUUGUCAUCAAAUCAAAGUCAAUUACACCAGACUCCCAUACGAGGAAUUUACGGCGAAGCCAUUGGGUUCAGUACCAUGGGACGUCACCGAUACCAAAUUCUUUGUGAACACAGAAGGAUGCGGCUAUCCGCCCACAGUCAACUGUACUAUUUUUGCCAAGAAAUAUACCUAUGAAAAUAUGGGAAAGAUAUUUCCCUGUUAUUACAGUAGAACACAUCCAGAGAUAGUUGUCGCAAGAUAUUCAUGGGAUGAAAAUCUGAGGCAUUUGGUAUUGGCCUUAAUCGUGCCCAUAGUACUGUUCGCUACGACGCUCGGUGUGCUGUGCUAUUGGUAUUGUCCGCCGAUCAACAAGACUUGCGGCGGAUCGAGUCGCAAUCUCAUGGACAAGUAUGCUAGAAAGGAAGACAUCUUGGCAGAGGACGAAUUCGAGGAAGACGAAGAGGAAUACUGACUGCUACCAAGGGCUCACCCCCCGGCACGGGAGUGAUCCCAGCGAAAUCAUCUUCGAAAUGGUUCCAGCGUACUUUACUUUCUAAAUUUAAGCGAUCGAGCAAUAUCAUUUAGGAAAAAUUUGCAAAAAGCGGGGAAACGGAUCUCGUUGUGAUUGAUUUUUAUCGAGUUUACUCAGAAAAAGUCUUAGAGUAAUGCUUAAACGCUACAUCCGAUUUUUUAAUCCUCUUAAUCUGAUUCGUGCUUUCAAUAAAUGAAACAUAUUCCUAGGUUUAUAUCCCAUAAAAAUAUUUCUCUUUUUCUCUCUUCUUCUCGAUAUUUCAAUCGCACUGAGAUUAAUUAUAUACGCA
Messenger RNA from Acromyrmex echinatior (Panamanian leafcutter ant), 1266 nucleotides. It is a transcript of the gene Teh2, whose product is annotated as tipE homolog 2 phospholipid transfer protein. Gene Ontology annotation, molecular function: sodium channel regulator activity. Lineage: Eukaryota; Metazoa; Arthropoda; Insecta; Hymenoptera; Formicidae. Gene Ontology annotation, cellular component: plasma membrane. The record is from RefSeq and is a predicted model, not a curated record. Gene Ontology annotation, biological process: regulation of sodium ion transport.